Molecule: messenger RNA, 1026 nt
Organism: Triticum turgidum subsp. durum (durum wheat)
Lineage: Eukaryota; Viridiplantae; Streptophyta; Magnoliopsida; Poales; Poaceae
Source: the annotation of a GenBank genome assembly
AUGCGCCACCCCUCGCCGCCGCCGGAGCUCCCCGCGGCCGGGGGUGAGAUCCAGGCCAUGGCGCCCGCCUCGGCCGCGGGCUCAUCCAGCACCGGAGGCUCGUUCACGGCGCUCCUGGGGCUCCCGACCUCACAGGCCAUAGAGCUCCUGCUCCCCGGCGCGGCGCCGGCGCCCGCGCCCGCGCCCGCCUUCCCCUCCGACCCGCACCUCGUCGACCGCGCCGCCCGCUUCUCCGCCUUCGCGUCGCCGUCGCCGUCCCCGACCCCUCCUCCCCCCGCCUCCUCCGCCAAGCGCAAGGCUGACCCCGCCUCCAAGGUACGAACAAGCGUGACGCACCAUACCCUGUUCUCGCCGGAGCGAGGCUUGAUCGUUUUUGCCUUGGAUUGCUUGCCACAGGGGAAGGUGGCGAAGAAGGGGAAGACGACGGCGGGCGGCGGCGAGGAGAAGGACUCGGGCGAGGACGAGAAGCCGGCGUACGUGCACGUGAGGGCCAGGAGGGGCCAGGCCACGGACAGCCACAGCCUCGCCGAGCGGGCGAGACGGGAGAAGAUAAAUGCGAGGAUGGAGCUGCUCAAGGAGCUGGUCCCCGGAUGCAGCAAGGUAUCAGGAACAGCGCUGGUACUGGAGGAGAUCAUCAAUCAUGUUCAAUCCCUUCAAAGACAAGUCGAGUACCUGUCAAUGAGACUCGCAGCAGUAAACCCAAGGGUUGACUUUGGUGGGCUAGACAACCUUUUGACUACAGAGUGUGGAAGGAUAACAGGUUUAAACUGCAAGAGUGGAAUGGACUUGGAGCAAGUCAGCUGGCCUGACAUGGGCGUUCACGGAGCAAGAAAUCUCGCGCAGCUACAACAGCAGUUCUGGCAUGGUGAUUUGGCACAUCCACAUCAGCCAGCUUCACAGUGGGAAAAACGGGGGGAUGUACAACCCCCUGGCUUUAGCAACACCAGUUCUUCUCUCUUCGGCUACGAUCUCGCAAGCUCUGGACCGCAGCAACCGCCAACAAGCAAGCUAAAAACAGAGCUGUGA